Messenger RNA from Opisthorchis viverrini, 450 nucleotides. RefSeq lists its product as hypothetical. Lineage: Eukaryota; Metazoa; Platyhelminthes; Trematoda; Opisthorchiida; Opisthorchiidae. The transcript is spliced from 4 exons. The record is from RefSeq and is a predicted model, not a curated record. The coding region runs from base 1 to 450 and encodes 149 amino acids.
AUGUUCCUAGUUCCAGCUGCGCACGUCCGGUGGUGCAGAGGCCGCUGUAGCUGGUUAUUCGCAGUGCUACUCAAACAUGGAACUUCCGUUUGCCGUACAACCCAGCCAACCACAUCCAAACAUCGGAUCUCUGAUAGGAUUGUAGCUUGGCUGGGGGCUCGGCGACAGAUUCCUCCUGACCGAAGAGUAUCCUCCGCGGAAAGACGAUGGAAAAGAUCCUCAGGACAUUUCAAAACUCCGAAAAACGGAUGCCCAGUUUAUUAUUAUUCUGGAAUGUCAUUGAAACUGCCGGAUGAUAUACAAAACACCAAAUGCGUAAUGCGCGAUAUGGGUAUCAGACGCACUCGUAAAACCAAGGGUCGCGGUGUCAGCAGCAUUUUUCUUCUGAUUAUCUCAGAACAGCAGAAGCGUCGGCGGGAUAACAGUCUGAGGCACUUCGCGUCGGGUUAG